AUGACGGAAUCAGACGACGUAUUUGUGGAGUCGUCGCAGAUCGAAGAAACACCGCAGAGUGACCAUGUGCGAAUAUUGGUUGCUACUGAUUUGCAUAUAGGAUUUGCGGAGAAAAUUUUGGGUCGUGAUGAGGAUUCGAUAAGAACGUUUGAAGAAGUUUUACAAAUUGCUAACAGAGAAGAAGUUGAUUUCGUCUUGCUGGGCGGUGACUUAUAUCACGAAAAUAAUCCAUCUCGUGAAAUGCAGCACCGCGUGACACGAUUACUUCGUCGUUACUGCCUGAACGAUCGUCCUGUGGCUCUUCGCUUUCUAAGUGAUCCUGCCGUAAAUUUUGCACACAGUGCUUUCGGCAAUGUAAAUUACGAGGAUAGAAACAUUAACGUUGGUUUACCGAUAUUCACAAUACAUGGAAAUCACGAUGAUCUUACUGGAAAGGGUUUAACAGCGUUAGACGUGUUACACGAAUCAGGCCUCCUCAACUUGUUUGGUAAAUUUGAAGAAAUUGAUCAAUUUGUUGUUUCACCGCUACUUUUGAUGAAAGGAAAAACGAAAUUAGCACUGUAUGGCAUUGGCAGUCAAAGGGAUGAUCGCUUGUGUAGAGCAUUUCGAGAAGAGAAAAUUCGAUUUUUACGCCCCAAAGAAGAUACGGAGUCAUGGUUCAAUAUAUUGGUUUUACAUCAAAAUCGACCGAUGCGAACACGUGAACGAUCAACUGGGGGACACCUGCCCGAAAAUCUUAUUCCAUCAUUUUUUGAUCUCAUUAUUUGGGGGCACGAGCAUGAGUGUAAAAUUGAUCCGCAGUAUUACGAGAAUGGUGUUAAUGUUUGCGGUGAUGGUUUCUAUAUAAUACAGCCGGGUAGUACCGUAGCUACUGCGCUUUCAUCAGAAGAAGCUAAACCAAAGCAUAUUGCUCUUGUAACAGUUAGUGGGCGCAAGUUCUUUUCUCAAAAAAUAGCUCUGGAAACACCUCGGCAAAUGCUUUUUGCUGAUUUAGGAAUCACUAUUAAUCCACCUUCCACUGCUUCAAAGAAUAGCCGACCAAAAAACAUGCCCGAUGAAAAAUUAAUAGCAGCAGAAGUUGAGAAAAUGUUGACAGAAGCUGAAAAAGUAAGAACGACAAGGCAAGCGUAUCCUCCGUUAUUGCGCCUUCGAGUAACCUAUCCUGAAUCAUGGGCUAAUAUUAUGAGAUUAAAUUGUCGACAGUUUGGUGCUACAUAUGCAAAACGGAUAGCAAAUCCAUCUGAUAUGAUAACCGUUAAAGUAAUAAAAUCAAAAAAAGAAGGAAAGAAAAGAGAAGGAGAUUUCAAGACUGUGACAAAUAUAGAAAGAGCAGCAACGGUUGAAGAAAUUGUUAACACUCAUUUUGCUGCACAGGAUAACGAUACACUUAUGGUGCUCGAUACGGAAACAUUGAACGAUGUUGUAAAAUUUCAAGUUGAACAGGAAGAUGGAAAACGAGUUAAAAACAAGCCACUUAUUGAAAAUUUAAAUGUUAAAAAGAAGAAAUUGAUUGAUGCUCUUUGCAAAGUUUCAUACGACGAUUUUCUCUCCUUCGAUAAAAUUGUGAAAAAGCCGAUGCAUAUAGGGAACGGGAAUUAUCGUCAAAGUGUUAUUGUCGAUUUGCAAGAACAAAUUGAUUCGAUUGCUCCCAAUAAAUAUUUCACGCAGGUUGCAGCUGCUGGCAGUAAAGGAUAUGUUUAUGAUGUUUCAGUGUUGAAAAUUUUUGCAAUCGAAGAGAAUGGAUUCAGUUUUGUUGCUGAUUUUCGUUCAGUACGCAGUCGGCGAUUGAAUUUAAUGUAUUCAGCAAGCCAUGUAUCGUGGAGUCAUAUAAUCGAUAAUAUCAUAGCUACAACAUCAACGAAUGGAGCUGUGGUCUUGUGGAAUGUCGAUAAAGCGGCCUUGCGUAUUAUUUUUUCCAGUAUUUUUAGAUUUAAUAAGCGAAAUAAUGUGAAAAGUAAUCAGUUUAAGAACCGUACCUACAAAGCACAUACUCGUUCAGCGACCAAAGUAUGCUUUCAUCAUACUGAUCGCAAUACAUUGAUUAGUGGAGCCAAAGAUGCAGCAGUGAUUCAGUACGAUUUUCGAAUGCCGGAACCGGUCAAAAAAUUUAUGAGUGGUUCAUGUGACCCUAUCCGUGAUAUGCAAUUCGGUAUUCAUCCUAGUCACUAUGACAUAUUUGUAGCUGCAGAUGAUGGUGGCUCUGUGCGUUUCUGGGAUUUACGUAAAAAUGAUCGACCAUUACAUCAAUUUGUAGCGCAUCAUGGUCCAUUUAGUGUUGCACUAAAUCCAAAUUACGACGAUCAGAACUUGAUUGCUACCGCUGGCAGAGAUAAAUUUAUAAGAAUCUGGAAAUGGUUUGAUCGUUCCGAAAGUCAAUUAAAUUCAUCAAUGUAUUCGGUGGAAGCUACAGCAUCUGUUUCCCGAGUUUACUGGAGGCCAAUGUACAAAUACCAGGUAGCUAGCUGUUCAGUGGUAAGCGAUAUAAAUAUACACGUUUGGGAUAUACGAAGACCAUUUUUACCUUUUGCAAGUUUCGAUGAACAUCGUGAUAUAUGCUCUGAUCUGGCUUGGAAAGAAGAUGAUUCAGAAAUAUUUCUAUCGGCCGGCAAAGAUGGAUUAUUGGUAAUGCAUUUUGUAGAAAAUGCUCAUCAUCCAAUGAACCACGUAAGUGAUGUCGCAGUUGACAUAUCACCUGCUGGUACCAUAGCUGUUGCAGUAAGCAGUCAGUUGAGUUUGAAGAAUGAAUCAUUGAUUGAACAAAGGAAAGCGCGCAAAGGUGAAGCAUUUGCACCGAGGAGACGGAAGUAUGAUCCUUUCCAGUCGAGCAUUCCCAGUUAUUUGAUUUGCUGUGAACCAACUGAAACAAAUGUUCAACUUUCACCACAACACUUUAUUACUUUAGCUAGAAGAUACAAACUGUAUGGUGAAGACGCUUCAUCAUUAUGUUUUCAUAAUAGCCGUGUAGCUGAAAAUAUAAAGAAAUAUGAUAUUGCUCAUACAUGGCGUAUUGUCGGUUUUAUUUGUUCAUUUACCUCAUUUUUUGAAAAAGCAUCAAGCGAGGAAGCUUCUCCUGGUAGCCAUGAAAAUACAAAUACUAAAGAUAACGGUGCUAGUGCAAGCGAUGCAGCAGUGCGAUCUCGCUUUCCCUCAAGUUUGUCAUCUGGCGGAAUGAUGCGAAACGUGGAUGGCCAAGAUGUUACGGAAUCGAUAUUUUCCGGCGUAGUUCCACAAAUAGCUUUUACUUCAGCAGAUUUCUUUUUUGGUGAUAACGAACUGAACCUUAAUGGACUGAAUAUAGAUUCUUCAGAAUUCACGCUUCCAUAUGAUUUUAAAGCUCCAACAAAUUUGAAGAUGGAAGCUUUUACACCUCGACCGUAUGAAGAAUUUGAAGCUGGUGAAACAAGUUGCUCUCUGAGUUCCGAGGAGCAUCUUGAUGACAGAAUGCCAAAUCAUACAAGCGAACUGAAACGAUGUCAGAUUGGAAAUCUGAGAAUCAGAACUGAACUUGCCUGUACCCCAUCGUGGGAUCCACUUCCUUUGUUAUGUUCUAUGUUCAAUUUUUACUCUGAUUUGGGUGACGUACAAACAUGUGUAUCUGUACUACUAAUACUGGGAGAAAAAUCGAAAGAAUUCAUCGAUUUAGGUACUCAAAAGCUGUGGUUCCUGGAUUAUAUUGAUAUGCUUGAAUGUUACGAAUUAUGGAAUACAGCCGCUGAAGUAAUCAAAUUAUGUUGGAUUGCAGCUGUUAAUAGUCUAAGCAAUGAGAGUACUUCGAUUAAACUAUUGUGUACCAAAUGCAAGACAGUAUCUGUGACAUCAUCACCCUACUGCAAGAAAUGUCUGAAGAAUUCUUUGCCAGUUCACGGUAUUUGGAGUUGGUGUCGUGGUUGUACACACGGUGGUCAUCCUCAGCAUUAUGCGGAAUGGUUUGCUUUAAACAAAAAAUGUCCAACUGGAUGUGGUCAUUCUUGUGUUCAAUAA
This is a messenger RNA of Acanthocheilonema viteae, 3981 nucleotides long. Lineage: Eukaryota; Metazoa; Nematoda; Chromadorea; Rhabditida; Onchocercidae. The record is from the annotation of a GenBank genome assembly.